Penicillium macrosclerotiorum is the source of this 1197-nucleotide messenger RNA. RefSeq names its product cystathionine gamma-synthase. Gene Ontology annotation, molecular function: pyridoxal phosphate binding; carbon-sulfur lyase activity. Gene Ontology annotation, cellular component: cytoplasm. Bases 1 to 1197 code for a protein of 398 amino acids. Gene Ontology annotation, biological process: transsulfuration. The transcript has 2 exons. NCBI's taxonomy places the organism in Eukaryota, Fungi, Ascomycota, Eurotiomycetes, Eurotiales, Aspergillaceae. The record is from RefSeq and is a predicted model, not a curated record.
AUGUCGCAUAGCGUGGGCACUUCCACGCGUUCUCUGCACGCGGACGACGCGCUCAAUGUGGUCGCCGACGUUGCCCCUCCAAUGCACUUGUCCACCACCUUCCGAUACUCUGAUGAUCCUGCCGCUCUAAUUCCUGCGGCCGAUGCGGCCGAUGUUAGCAGUUCCGACGUCGACCCUACUUCGCACAUCUACUCCCGUCUCUCCGCGCCCAAUCCCACGCGUUUCGAAACCAUUCUAUCAUCCCUGCUCCAUGGCGACGCCAUCAGCUACUCCUCCGGUCUCUCCGCCCUCCAUGCGGCCCUCACCCUCCUCAACCCGCGCCGCAUCGCCAUUGGCAACGGCUACCACGGCUGCCACGGCGUCAUCGCCCUCUUCACCCGCCUCACUGGUCUCCAAAAGCUCGACCUCGACUGCCCUGCCGAAGAACUGCACUCCGGCGACGUCAUUCUCCUCGAAACCCCCGUGAACCCGUAUGGCACGGCCUUUGAUAUCGCCGCCUACGCCCAGAAAGCCCACUCCCGCGGUGCCGUCCUCAUUGUCGACAGCACCUUUGCCCCGCCCGGCCUGCAAGACCCCUUCCUCUUCGGCGCCGACCUCGUCAUGCACUCCGGCUCCAAAUACUUUGGCGGUCACUCGGACUUGCUGUGCGGCGUGCUCGCCACCCAGCGCAAGGACUGGGCCACCCAGCUCUUCACCGAUCGUGUCUUCCUUGGCUCCGUCAUGGGCAACAUGGAGUCCUGGCUCGGCGUUCGCUCCCUGCGCACCCUCGAUGUGCGUGUUCAGCGCCAGAGCGCCUCUGCGACCACCCUCAUCGCCUGGCUGCACGCCGCCUUGGUCGAUCCCGCGCCCGCUCCCACCUCCGACGCUGCCGCUGUCCGCGCCGUCCUGGCUUCCGUCUCUCACGCCAGUGUCCAGCAACCCACCGGUAACUGGCUACAGAAGCAGAUGCCGAACGGCUUCGGGCCUGUGUUCGCAAUCACCAUGCGCGAGGAGCGCUUCGCGCGUACACUGCCUACUAAACUACACCUAUUCCAGCAUGCGACAAGUCUAGGUGGCGUCGAGUCGCUGAUUGAAUGGCGGACGCUGUCGGAUGCGACGGUGGACCGGUGCUUGUUGCGGGUCAGUGUGGGACUGGAGAACUGGGAGGAUUUGAAGGCGGAUCUGGUGAAGGCGUUCCGGGAAUUGGGCGAGGAGUAG